GUGCUUGAAAGUGGGCGUCGUUCCAGGCUGAGUGUGGGACGCUGUGGGCAGUGUAGCAGAAGGGCUCUCCCAAUGAGAUGGAGGAAAGAUCCAGUGAAAGGCUCUAAGCAAGGGAAGGAGUGGGCGAAUGGGAAGCUCCAGAAGAUCUAUGGAGCUCUGCAGAGUGUGGACCCUGAGACGGGAUGCUGCUGGGGGCGGAGCAUGGGAAACAUCCCUGGACAGACCUUGGGACCCUACGUGGAAGUCACAUGUCUUUCUUCCCUACUUUUCCCCAUCCCUCCGUCCUUCCCUCCUUAAGUUCUUUCUGUCCUAGGUGCUGGGACCACAGUUUGAACCAUGGGCCCCCUCCCUGGGAGGUGUCUGUGGGAGGGUGUUGGGGUUAACAGUGGAGAGCCGGGAGAUCUGGGAGUCUCUGAGACUUGAGUGGUUGAAUGCAGGCAUGGCCAAGAAGAGAGCCAGGCAGUGAGGUGGGGUGGUCUUGAGCUGGGCCUGCCUGGCGGUGCAGGCUGUGGAGUGGAGUUGCAGGUUGACUGUGAGACUGGGAAGGGUCUGGGACCGCCUGGAGAAGCCAAGUGCUGCGCCUGCCUCAGUGAUGGGCUGUGUCUGCUGGAGUGAUGGGCAGGUGCUGGGCUCCUGGGAAGGGCCUGGGAACUAGGGGUCUGCGAGCUUAGCAGAGAGGUCCAGGAUGGAGGUGCGGCUGUUUUAGGGUCCUUUGGGGUCGUGCUGGGCCGGGUCGGCUGUUAAAACCCUGGCAAGGGAUGGGGGUCACAGGAGAGAGGCCACAGAGGGAAAAUAAAAGCAGGCGGGGUGCUUGCUCGAGGCUCUGAAGUUUGCUGCCUGCUGGCGGUCCUCGGAGUGCAGCUGGUGGUGACGCUGCUCACUGCCACCCUCAUGCACAGGCUGGCACCACACUGCUCCUUUGCACGCUGGCUGCUCUGCAAUGGCAGUCUCUUCCGAUACAAGCACCCUUCUGAGGAAGAGCUUCGGGCCCUGGCGGGGAAGCAGAGGCCCAGAGGCAAGAGGGAGCGGUGGGCCAAUGGCUAUAGUGAAGAGAAGCCUUUAUGUGUGCCCCGAGAUGCCCCUUUCCAACUGGAGACCUGUCCCCUCACAGCCAUGGAUGCCCUCGUCCUGCGCUUCUUCCUGGAGUACCAGUGGUUCGUGGACUUUGCCGUGUAUGCGGGCGGUGUGUACCUCUUCACAGAGGCCUACUACUACAUGCUGGGCCCGGCCAGGGAGACCAAUAUCGCUGUGUUCUGGUGUCUGCUCACCAUCGCCUUUUCCAUCAAGGUGUUCCUGACAGUGACCCAGCUGUACUUCAGUGCCGAGGAGGGGGGUGAGCGCUCCGUCUGCCUCACCUUCGCCUUCCUCUUCCUGCUCCUGGCCAUGCUGGUUCAGGUGGUGCCUGAGGAGACCCUCGAGCUGGGCCUGGAGCCAGGCCUGGCCAGUAUGACCCAGAACUUGGAGCCACUUCUGAAGAUGCAGGGCUGGGACUGGGCGCUUCCUGUGGCCAAGCUGGCCAUCCGUGUGGGGCUGGCAGCCCUGGGCUCCAUGCUGGGUGCUUUCCUCACCUUCCCAGGCCUGCGGUUGGCCCAGACCCACCGGGAUGCAUUGACCAUGUCGGAAGACCGGCCCAUGCUGCAGUUCCUCCUGCACACCAGCUUCCUGUCACCCUUGCUCAUCCUGUGGCUCUGGACCAAGCCCAUCGCGCGGGACUUCCUGCACCAGGCGCCCUUUGGGGAGAUGCCCUCCUCCCUGCUGUCGGACUCAGCCUUUGACUCGCUGCGCCUCUGGGUGCUGGUGGCACUGUGCCUACUGCGGCUGGCAGUGACCCGACCCCACCUGCAGGCCUACCUGUGCUUGGCUAAGUCCCGUGUGGAGCAGCUGCGGCGGGAGGCCGGCCGCAUAGAGGCCCGUGAGAUCCAGCGGCGGGUGGUCCGUGUUUACUGCUAUGUGACGGUGGUGAGCCUACAGUACCUGACCCCUCUUAUCCUCACCCUCAAUUGCACACUGCUGCUCAAGACACUUGGUGGCUAUUCCUGGGGCCUGGGCCCAGCCCUCCCGCUAUCCCCAGUGCUGGCAGCAGUCCCCAAUGGCCCAGUGGGCCCCAAGGAGGAUGAGGCCCAGCAGGCAGCAGCCCGGAUCACUGGGGCCCUGGGUGGCCUGCUUACACCCCUCUUCCUCCGUUGCAUUAUGGCCUUCCUCAUCUGGUGGACUGCUGCCAGCCAGCUGCUCUCCAGCCUCUUCGGCCUCUACUUCCACCAACAAUUGGCAGGCUCCUAGCCACCUGCAGACACUCCUGGCGCCCCAUGGCUGCCCCCUCCUUGUGUGCCUCAACGUACCCAGGUGCAAGCAGGCCUGGGCGUUCCCAUUGUGCCCAACCCUUCACUGCAGUGCCUCCAAGGGCACCCCUUGGACCCUGAGCUUUGUGUCAAAACCUGUCUCCCAGGGCCGGUGGCAGAGGGUCCCACAGCCAUUGUUCCUGGGUUGCAUGUGCACAUUCAGGUUUGACAGCAGAGCAAGGAGGCCACGCUUCUGAAUAAUGGAGCCGGUGGCUUUUUACAAAAAGGGAAACAGAAGGGCGAUUGGGGGAGCGGGGGAUGGUGGGCGCAUGGCUCUGGGCUAGACCACAGCGGCUACUGCCCCGUGCCAUGUGGGCACUGCUUUCCUAUAAAGGUCACACACAGGCAAACGGGCAGGUUGUUGAGGCCAUGGUGAGCCACGGGAAGGGAGAUGAGGGGCCCUGUCUGACUCUGGAAUCUUCCUAUCACUGUGGCCACACAGCGGGAACCCAGUGUGUGUGCAUGUGUAUUUAACAACAUAAAUGUAGCUGAAAAGCCAAAAUUUAACUGAGUAAAUUUUGAAGAUAUUAA
This is a messenger RNA of Hipposideros armiger (great roundleaf bat), 2870 nucleotides long. It is a transcript of the gene TMEM161A, whose product is annotated as transmembrane protein 161A. The record is from RefSeq and is a predicted model, not a curated record. Lineage: Eukaryota; Metazoa; Chordata; Mammalia; Chiroptera; Hipposideridae. The transcript has 12 exons. The coding region runs from base 892 to 2280 and encodes 462 amino acids.